Molecule: messenger RNA, 522 nt
Organism: Caenorhabditis remanei
Lineage: Eukaryota; Metazoa; Nematoda; Chromadorea; Rhabditida; Rhabditidae
Exons: 2
Coding region: 1-522 (173 amino acids)
Source: RefSeq, a predicted model, not a curated record
AUGAUGAUCUCCUUCAAAACCUUGUUGCCUUUCUUGCUUACAACUGCCUACGCAGCGUACGUGGAACAACUCGAAUACUUUCCAUCCGACGUCUUUUUGUUCCCGGACACUUGUACCACUACAACCUCGUCAACAUCAUCGACUACUAGAAUCACUACUGGUCUGUCUUCAACUGCCACUACCACCGGACCGUCGACAACUAUCCCAACUACCAAAUUGCCAACAUCAAGUUCUACUACUGGAUCAUCCUCUUCCGUUUCAACUACUCAACCCUCAACCUCAUCAACUUCAACCACUGAUGUCUCAUCUACGAUCUCCUCCACUGAGACGUCGUCAACCUUCACUUCGACCGGUUCAUCGUCAACUGCUACUCCAACAGAGUCGUCGAGCGCCUCAACUACAUUGACGUCAACUACAUCGGAAACAACUACUGGAACUACGGGAACAACAACUUUGGAUGCCUCAACCACCGGAACGUCGGCUAUCAAGACAUCAACAGUUGGAACAACAUCCACCGGUUAG